Parascedosporium putredinis is the source of this 342-nucleotide messenger RNA. NCBI's taxonomy places the organism in Eukaryota, Fungi, Ascomycota, Sordariomycetes, Microascales, Microascaceae. The record is from the annotation of a GenBank genome assembly.
AUGAAGGUCACCAUCCUUUGCCUCCGCAUCAUACAGCUCGUGCUGGCCCUGGGAACGCUGGGAUCUGCAAUCACUGUCGUUCACUGGUUCAACAUGAACUCCGGCAAGGCGUCGCCCGGUGCCUUCAACAUUCUCGUCGCGGUUCCUCUUAUCGCGCUUCUCUCCUCGUUUACCUCGAGGUUGUCCCUCGAGUUGCCCCUAGUGCGCCGCCUACGCUGCCCCAUCCUUGCCGGCAUCUCGGUGCCCUGGUGGGUGCUCAGCACCAUCCUGCUCGUCAACCAGAUGUUCACCCACGGCUUCCGGAGGCCCUCGGCCACCCGUCCCGCCAUGUCUCAGGCGUAA